AUGUAUUAUUAUUCUGGCAUAUCCCCUUCCCCUCCCAGGCUGGUCUUUCGUACGUCCAAGACGCCAUGGAUCAAGCCUACCGGGCCUGAGGCGUAUCGCGACUUGAAGCGGCUUUGUCCUGUCUAUGGCCACAAGUUGAACAAUGACUGGAGCAUCAUAGGUCUUCAGAUUGUUGAGUUGCUGGACAAGUAUCAGGUCCGCUUCACUUCAAUCGAUGUCGUUCGUUUCCGCUCAGUCAAGGAGACUGCUAUUAUCAGUCCCGUCGUCCUGUGGAUCGGCGUUCUUCCGGACAGUCUCCUGGGAGAGGACGCCUUCAACACGGCAAACAGCUUACUCGACCUUCUUAAGAGCCACGACAUUGAUGACGUCGACGUGGAGUACCGUGAAUCCGUGUACAGACGCUCGAGCGGCGCAGAGCUCUACGCACCGGUCGAGAAGGUCGACCCAACCAAGGAGGUCAUUGAUCCUCUCACUACUUCACUCGGACUUCCCAUUGCUAAUGCGAGAACGCCUCAUAUACAAGGCACUCUUGGUUUCUACUUCGCCGAAGGCGGCGAGAGCAAGGACAUAUUAGCCGUUACAGCCCGCCAUGUCCUCUUCCCGCCACCGACUGAGGACAACAGUAACUACGAAUUUAACCAUCGCGGCAUGCGUGUUAAAAAUGUCCUCCUCAUGGGGAUCAACGCGUGGGAGGACUACGUCGUGUCCGUCAGGUGCGCGAGUGCACGCCAUGGCAACGACAUAGAACUGUAUAACGACCGAAUUCAGACCUUGAGUAGGAGGGCGGCUGACCCCAAUACUCCUGCUGACAAGGCUAGUGAUAUUUGGGCGGACGUGGAAGAAUAUAGACAUCUAAUAAGGAAGUCGGAAAGGGCACUCAACAAGCUUGAAGAGCUCUUCCAGACGACGACGAGGGACUGGGCCAAACCAAGCCAGCGCGUCAUUGCAUACGUCGUCCGCUCGCCUCCCAUCACUGUGAAUACCGAUCCGCUCGGUUUCACCAGUGACUUCGCAAUCAUCAAGAUCGACAAGGACAGGUUCAAGAAUAAUGAUGGGCAUAUGAACGUCUUGGACUUGGGGCUAACCAUUGACUCCACCACGUUUAACCGUAAGAUGUUCCCUCGCAUUGACGCCAAACCAGGGUUCAAAUACCCAAGUGAUGGCCUCCUUAAGCUUCAGGGCAUCAUCCCGGAAAAGCUCCUGCGCAACCCCGACGUGCUCAACAUCAACGGCGAACCUUGCCUCCCCGUCGCCAAGAACGGCUUGACCACUGGUCCCACCAUUGGCUUGGCUAAUGGUAUCUUCUCCAUUGUCAGGGAGUACUUCUCCAACGGAACCCAACGAACGUCCAUGGAAUUGACGAUUAUGCCCUACGGCGAUGAGACUGGAGUCUUCUCCAAGGGCGGAGACUCUGGAUCGAUUAUUGUCGACGGUCGUGGACGCUUCGGUGGCCUCCUCACCGGUGGUACUGGUAAGACGGAAUCAUCCGAUGUUACCUACGCUACGCCCUUCUUUUGGCUCUGGAAGCUCAUCAAGGAAAUGUACCCCGAUGCCCACCUCGACCCGAAAGUGCUUUAG
Molecule: messenger RNA, 1578 nt
Organism: Fomitiporia mediterranea MF3/22
Lineage: Eukaryota; Fungi; Basidiomycota; Agaricomycetes; Hymenochaetales; Hymenochaetaceae
Exons: 2
Coding region: 1-1578 (525 amino acids)
Source: RefSeq, a predicted model, not a curated record